AUGGAAAAGGCGUGGAAGCUCAAAGGUGAUCUUUCUCUAAUCUCUCUGGUGGAUGAUUUCUUCCUUCUCAAGUUCACUGCUGUGGAGGACUAUGAUAUGGUUCUAGCGGGUGGCCCUUGGUUUCUGCUUGGCAAGCCAUUCAUCUUACAGAGAUGGGAUCCUAAGUUUCAACCUAAAAGAGAUGAGUCUGCGGCCAUUCCUCUGUGGAUCAAAAUUGUCAACCUUCCUCUUGCCCUCUGGACCCCGUCAGGUAUUUCCAAAAUCGCGAGUUACAUUGGUAUUCCCCUUUAUGUUGACGCUCUUACUGCCAAAAGAACGAGGCUCACCUUCGCGAGAGUUUGUGUGGAGGUGGAUAAAAAUUCGGUUUUAGCUGAUGAGAUCCCUAUUGAAAUUGAUGGGCUAGAUAUAAACUUGAAGGUCGUUUAUGACUGGAAACCGACUAGGUGUGAAGGUUGUGGAUCUCUUAUUCACUCCUUUGCCUUAUGCCCAAAAAAUCCAACUCCUAAAGUUUUGAUUCCUCAGAAGCCGCCGACUAGAGGAAGAAGUAAAAGUAGGGGACCUGCCGCUCGUGCGGUUAGCAAUUCCAGGGAGAAAGUUUCUUUGGUUCCACCCGUUCAUGAAAAACCUCAUCAAAAACCAAAUUUAGAGCCGUCUAGCUCUAAGGUACCUCCUGAUUUGCCUUCGGGUAAGAGCAUUGUCCUACCUAACCUCAAUCUCCCUCAGGCUGAUUCCUUCUUAGCUAACCAUUCUCUUCCUAAUACUCUCCUGAAGCCCACACAAGUCUUGUUAGCUAACAGUUUUCAAGCUCUUCCGUUAGACGCUGCUGUCAAUCCGGAAGAUGAUCCUAAUGAUGAAGAAGUAAUUGAAGAGGAAACCUCUUCCUCUUCGAAAACUGUGAUGGAGACCAUUCUGAAGCCUUCGACUCAUAAGGCUUCAUCUUCUUCUUCUAAAGCUACUUCCUCUCCUAAAAAAGCCAAAGCAAAAUCGGCCAAGAAGGCCAAAUCCCACAAAUAA
Messenger RNA from Dendrobium catenatum, 1014 nucleotides. RefSeq lists its product as uncharacterized. Lineage: Eukaryota; Viridiplantae; Streptophyta; Magnoliopsida; Asparagales; Orchidaceae. The record is from RefSeq and is a predicted model, not a curated record. The transcript has a single exon. Bases 1 to 1014 code for a protein of 337 amino acids.